GCUGGGCCCCUUCUGAUGGGAGGAUGGUUCUGCUCAGGCAGUUCAGGCUGCUGCUCUGGAAGAACUACAUCCUGCAGAAGAGGCAGAUCCUGGUCACGCUGAUCGAGGUGUGCCUGCCGCUGCUCUUCGCCGCCAUUCUGAUCGCGCUGCGGCACCGCGUGCACUCCGUCAGCCACCCCAACGCCACCCUCUACCCCAGCCAGUCUGUGCAUGACCUGCCCAGCUUCUUCUCCUCCCAGCAUGCCAGCAACCCCUGGGAGCUGGCCUAUGUCCCCUCCAACAGCAGCGCCGUCCGGAGCAUCGCCGAGGCGGUGGAGAGAGCUCUGCCCAUCAACAUCAGAGCUCAGGGCUUCCCCUCGGAGCGGGACUUUGAGGAGUACGUCAGGCUGGACAACCGCUCGGGCAGCGUCCUGGCUGCCGUCGUGUUCCGGCACCGCUUCCCUCACAGCUCGGCCCCGCUGCCCCUCCAGGUGGAGUAUGAGCUGCGCUUCAAGUACAGCCCAAGGAACGCCCCGCGGAGCGAGCAGAUGGGGCUGAACCCCAACCUGGACCGGGACUGGCACACCAGUUACCUCUUCCCGCUCUUCCAGCUGCCCGGGCCCCGCGAGGCCAAGUUUGCUGAUGGGGGCACACCAGGUUAUCUCCGGGAGGGAUUCCUGGCAGUGCAGCACGCGGUGGACAGGGCUAUCAUGCAGUACCACGCCAGUGCCAGCUCUGCCAGCCUGCUGGAGAACAUCACCGUGGUGGUGCAGCGCUUCCCCUUCCCAGCCUACGUCAAUGACCUCUUCCUCCUGGCCAUCCAGAACCAGCUGCCCCUGCUGCUCAUGCUCAGCUUCACCUACACCUCGCUCAACAUCGUCCGCGCCGUCGUCCACGAGAAGGAGAAGAAGCUGAAGGAGUACAUGCACAUGAUGGGCCUCAGCAACUGGUUGCACUGGAGUGCCUGGUUCCUCAUGUUCUUCCUCUUCCUCCUGGUGUCCGUGUUCUUCGUCACCGUGCUCUUCUGUGUCAAGGUGAGCGAACAGGGAGCAGUGCUCACCAACAGUGACCCCACCCUGGUGUUCACCUUCCUCGCCAUCUUCUCCAUCUCCUCCAUCUCCUUCAACUUCAUGGUGAGCACCUUCUUCUCACGAGCAAACGUUGCGGCUGCUGCUGGCGGCUUCCUCUACUUCUUCUCCUACAUCCCCUACUUCUUCAUCUCGCCCCGCUAUGACCUGAUGUCCCACAGCCAGAAGCUGGCAUCCUGCCUCAUCUCCAACGUGGCCAUGGCCAUGGGGGCGCAGCUCAUCGGCAUGUUUGAAGGGAAAGGGACUGGCAUCCAGUGGAGGGACCUCAUGAAGCCCAUCAGCGUGGAUGACAACUUCACCUUGGCCCAGGUGCUGGGGAUGCUGCUCCUGGACUCGGUGCUGUAUGGUGUGGUGGCCUGGUACGUGGAGGCUGUGUUCCCUGGGGAGUACGGUGUGCCACAGCCCUGGUACUUCUUCCUCACGCCCUCGUACUGGUGUGGGCGGCCCAGGACUGUUGUGGGGAAAGAGAAAGAGGAGGAGGAGGACCCUGAGAAAGCCCUGAAGAGUCAGUACAUUGAGGAGGAGCCAGCUGACCUCGUGUCAGGCAUCAAAAUAAAGCACCUGUCCAAGGUCUUCAAAGUGGGAAACAAGACAAAAGAGGCAGUGAAGGACUUGACAGUGAACAUGUACGAGGGGCAGAUCACUGUCCUGUUGGGACACAAUGGUGCUGGGAAGACCACCACUCUGUCCAUGCUCACAGGUCUGCACUCCCCGACAGGCGGGCAGGCCUACAUCAACGGCUACGAGAUCUCCCAGGACAUGGUGCUGAUCCGCCGCAGCCUGGGGCUGUGCCCCCAGCACGACGUCCUCUUUGACAACAUGACAGUGGAAGAGCACCUCCACUUCUAUGCAGGGCUGAAGGGAUACCCAGCCUCCAAGUGUCCUGAGGAGAUCAACCACAUCCUGAGGAUCCUCUGCCUGGAGGACAAGCGCCACUCCCUGAGCAAGGCUCUCUCCGGGGGCAUGAAGCGCAAGCUGUCCAUUGGCAUCGCCCUCAUCGGGGACUCCAAGGUGGUGAUGCUGGAUGAGCCAACAUCAGGGAUGGACCCAGCCUCCCGCAGAGCCACGUGGGAUCUUCUGCAGCAGCAGAGGAGCAACAGAACCAUUCUGCUGACCACUCACUUCAUGGAUGAGGCAGACCUGCUGGGGGACCGCAUAGCCAUCAUGGCCAAGGGCGAGCUGCAGUGCUGCGGCUCCUCGCUCUUCCUCAAGCGCAAAUACGGGGCUGGAUAUCACAUGGUGAUGGUGAAGGAGCCCUACUGCAACCUGGGAGAGAUCUCCCGCCUCAUCUGCCAGUACGUGCCCAAUGCCACCAUGGAGAGCAACGCCGGGGCAGAGCUGUCCUUCAUCCUGCCCAAGGAGAGCACCCACAGGUUUGAGGCCCUGUUCACAGAGCUGGAGCAGAGGCGGGAGGAGCUGGGCAUCGCCAGCUACGGCGCCUCGGUCACCACCAUGGAGGAGGUGUUCCUCAGGGUUGGGAAGCUCGUGGACUCCAGCAUGGAUAUCCAGGCCAUCCAGCUGCCUGCUCUACAGUACCAGCACGAGAGACGCUCCAACGACUGGGCCAUGGAUGACUCCAGCAGCCUGAGUGGCAUGACAGACAUGACGGAUGACAGCGGGGCGCUCAUUACUGAGGACUGCUCCAGCAUCAAGCUCAACACCGGGUUCUACCUGUGCUGCCAGCAGUUCUACGCCAUGUUCAUGAAGCGGGCCAUGUACAGCUGGCGCAACUGGAAGAUGGUGGCGGCGCAGUUCCUCGUGCCUCUGAUCUUCACUGCCUUUGCCCUCAUCGUGGCCAAGACCUUCCCAGGCCCACGGGACUCGUCCCAGCUGCGGCUGACGCUGGAGCCCUAUGGCCAGACCAUUGUACCUUUCUCGGUGUCGGGCGCCGCGAGGCUGCCACAGAGGCUGGCGGAGCAGUACACGGAGCUGCUGGAUGCCCAGCGUCAGUCGCCACUGGAGGUGCUGGGUGGGCUGGAGGAGUACCUCAUCUCCCGAGCCUCUGAGGAAGGAGGAGCCUUCAACGAGCACUACAUUGCAGCCGCCUCCUUCGAGGCCAUGGGGAACCGCACGCUGGUCACGGCGCUCUUCAACAACCAGGCCUACCACUCCCCAGCCACCGCCCUCAUGCUGGCUGACAGUGCCAUCCUCAGGGUGCUGGCAGGCCCCAACGCCUCCAUCACCGUCACCAACUACCCCCAGCCCCGCAACAUCACCGAGAAGGCCAAGGACCAGCUCAUGGAAGGCCAGACUGGUUUUGCCAUUGCUAUCAACCUGCUGUAUGGGAUGGCCUCUCUCUCCAGCACCUUCGCGCUGCUGCUGGUCAGCGAACGCGCCAUCAAGGCCAAGCAUGUCCAGUUCGUCAGUGGCGUGUACGUGGUCAACUUCUGGCUUUCUGCCCUGCUCUGGGACAUCAUCAACUUCCUCAUCCCUUGUGCUCUGAUGUUGGUGAUAUUCCAAGCCUUCAAUGUGCAAGCCUUCACCCAAGACAGCCACCUCGUUGACGUGAUGCUGAUCUUCCUCCUUUAUGGCUGGGCCAUCAUCCCCCUCAUGUACCUCCUCAGCUUCUUCUUCUCGGUGGCAGCCACGGCCUACACCCGUCUGACCAUCUUCAACAUCCUCUCCGGCACCGCCACCUUCCUCGCCGUCACCAUCAUGAGCAUCCCAGAGCUGGGCUUGGUCGACCUCUCCAAAACCCUGGAUAAAGUUUUUCUCGUCUUACCCAAUUACUGCCUGGGCCAGUGCAUCAGUGACUUCUACCAGAAUUAUGAGUUCAUUCAGUUCUGCACCUCCUCUGUUGAAGCCAUCUUCAUCUGCAAGGCCUUCAAUAUCAGUUAUCAGAUGAACUACUUUUCCUGGGAGACCCCUGGGAUUGGGCGGUACCUGACCUCCUUGGCCAUCCAGGGUUUCUCCUUCCUCUUCCUCCUCUUCCUCAUUGAGACAAACCUCCUCUGGAGACUGAGAACUCUGGUCUGUGGCAUCUGCAGGCGGCGGAAAUGGGUGGCCCUGCUGAACAGGGUGUCUGUGCUGCCAGAGGACAGGGAUGUGGCAGAUGAGAGGAAGAAGGUUUUGGAGUCACCACCAGAACUGCUGUCGUCUCUCAGCAGCCCUCUGGUCAUCAAGGAACUGACCAAGGUCUAUGACAGCCGGGAGUCCCUGCUGGCAGUGGACAGGAUCUCCUUGGCCGUCAGCAAAGGGGAAUGCUUUGGUCUCCUUGGCUUCAACGGAGCGGGCAAAACCACCACCUUCAAGAUGCUGACAGGUGACGAGAGCAUCACAUCGGGGGACGCCUUUGUGGAUGGCCACAGCAUUCUGGCCAACAUCAAGAAGGUGCAGCAGCGGAUCGGGUACUGCCCGCAGUUCGAUGCCCUGCUGGAGCACAUGACGGGCCGCGAGACGCUGAGCAUGUACGCGCGGCUGCGCGGCAUCCCCGAGCGCUACAUCGGCAGCUGCGUGGAGAACAUGCUGCGGGGGCUGCUCCUGGAGCCGCACGCCGACAAACUCGUCAGGACCUACAGCGGUGGGAACAAGCGGAAGCUGAGUGCUGGCAUUGCUCUCAUUGGUGGCCCCCCUGUGAUCUUCCUGGAUGAGCCCUCCACUGGCAUGGACCCUGUGGCCCGGCGCUUGCUCUGGGACGCAGUGACACGAACACGGGAGUGUGGCAAAUCCAUCAUCUUCACCUCCCACAGCAUGGAGGAGUGCGAGGCACUGUGCACACGAUUGGCCAUCAUGGUGAAUGGGCAGUUCAAGUGCCUGGGCAGCCCCCAGCACCUCAAAAGCAAGUUUGGUAGUGGAUACACCUUGCUGGCCAAAACCCGGAGUGAGGAGGAGGGUGAGCUGCAGGCCUUCAAGGCCUUCGUGGAGAAGACUUUCCCAGGCAGUGUCCUGAAGCAUGAGCACCAGGGCAUGGUGCAUUACCACUUGACCAACAAGAACCUCAGCUGGGCACAGGUCUUUGGGGCCCUGGAGAAAGCCAAAGAGAAGUAUCGCUUGGAGGACUACUCGGUGAGCCAGAUCUCCCUGGAGCAGGUCUUCAUGAGCUUCACUCGCUUCCAGCACUACACAGAGGACAGAGGGAAAUGAGCCCCCUGGUGCCCCGUCACGGACUGGCCCUCAGCCUAUACAUAGUAUAUAUAGAGACAGUAAUUUAUAUAUCGGCGUGUCUUAAAUACUGUAUCAAUGUAAACCUUCCCAGCAAGGGGUGAGGGGAUGACAGCGCUCCUGCGGCUGCCAGCACGGGUGUGCGUGGGUGUGCGUGUGUGUGCGCAUGUGACACUGCCACUCUCCAGCCUUCUUCAUCCAUACAGCAAAAAAAAUCCACCCAAAAAUCCGGGAGAGCCUGGAUGGGUGGAGAGGGGCAUUGGACUUGGGAUGGCAGAGGAGGAUCCCCUCUGCUCCCCCUUCCUUGCCCGUGGCUGACACCCAGCAGGAUGCACCCCGCGCUCCUCACCCGCAUGUCCCUGUGUUGUUUGGUGGUUGCUCGUGGUUUAGCAGGAGGCUGUCACAUAGCUCAGAUCCAAACCGUCCUUGGGGCAGCAGGAUGUGCUGGGAUUGCCCCUGGGAGCACUUUGUAUCCAGCCAGGGGGGUACAGCUCAGCUCCUGUCUGGCACCUGCCUGGCAUGGAAAGAGGAGGCUCUGUCUCCUUAAAGCGCCAGGGAAAACUGUCCCCUCCUGCCUGCUUGCCAAGCCUGGCUCGAGGAGCUGGCUCUGGCCCCAGCUGUGCAGGGGGAGCUGUGGUGCCAGGAGCUGGCACUGGGUGAGAGGUAGCAAUGGAGCAAUGCCAGAGCUCGGCCUCAGAACAGCACGUGAUGGGCACGGCUGGGAGCCAGACCUGGAGGCAGUGAGGGGUGCCCAGGGACACUGCAGGGACGGGUGAGAGGUGCCACAAGCUCCCUGGGGAUGCUGUGGGUUGAGGGAGAGGUGCUGCAGGGUCUUGGCUGUGCUCUGUAGGAUGGGUAUGAAGUGUCACAGGGUGCCCAGGGAUGCUGCUGGCCUCAGUGUUGUGCCCAUGCAGGGGUUCUGCCAGCAGCACUGCCCCACACUGUGCAGUGCAGCCACAGGACCAGCUUGAAGCCAGCGAUGCCCUCGCUGUGCCCGUGUCCUGCUGAGCUCACCUCUUUACACCCCACACAGCUCCAACCUGACCAUAUCUGUCCUGCAUCCUCCUCCUCAUGCCCUCUGCCCCUGACCAGGCUGUGCCAGCAGCAGGCAGGGAGCAGAGGCCCUAUCCUGCCCCUGCCUGGCUCCAGGAUGCUGCUGGGCACCAGCAGUGCCCAGCCUUGCCUGGGCCCAGUUGGAGGAGGCAACUCCUUUUUGGAGUUUCCCAGUGACUGGGUUGGGGUUUUUUUUGUUUGUUUGUUGGAAAUCUGUGUUGAUUCUUGUCUGUCCUUAACUAGUCCCUGUGUCACCUGGGGCAGCUGCCCCAUGAUCAAUGCAGAGCUAUUUGCACUAUAGUACUACACACAAUUGCACAUAAUUAAUAUUUAUGGCAAGGGGGGCUGAUUCCCUCCCAGUGAUUGCAUUGUCAGGGGUUGGGUUAUAUUUUUGGGUUGGGUUUUAAUUUUUUCCUUGUGACUGACUCAUUUAUUCCUGUUCCAUUUCUUUCCUUUGCCUAAUGUUGUUGUUCAGAACAAUGGUGCAUCAUGUUACUAAGAAGUUCCCUGGAUCUUAAAGAUGUGUGCUUUUAUUAGUCAGCAGCCAGCAGGUGAAUGGCCUGCUUAGACCCCUUGGAGUCCUUUGGAGUUGCUGGCAGGGAGGGAUUGCACCCUGGGAGCAUCCUGGUGGGCAGCAGAGCCAGCCACUGUCAGGGACCAUGCAGGGGGGAAUCCCAGCAGCAGGGACUUUGCCAGGGAGGGAAGAAAAAGGGGGGAUGCUUUUUGCUGGGAGGGUGGGCUGGCAGUGCCCUGGGCACAGCAGUAACUGUCCAUGUCCUGUUGGCUCUGGUGCCCCCUGCAAGGCUUGGUGCUGGCUGGGGACACAGAGGCAGCUUAACCCCCACUCUGCCCAUGAUGGCAGAGCUGGGGGGAGCGUCCACGGCAGGGAUGACAUCCCCUGGCCCCAGCCCUCCAUCACUCUGGGGCCACCCUGGCCUAAAGGAAGGAGGUGUUAUGGAAGUAGCAUUUCCCUGUCCCAGGGGCUGUAACACCCUGCCUGGCAGCGAGGCAGGCACUGUGGGCUGUGCAUGGUGCUGCUCCUGAUUUCAGUCACAGCCCCAGUGCCAGGUGUGCCAGCCUGGGGGUGGGAGCAGGACCAGGAGUGCUCCAUGGGCAGGUGCCAGGGGCACAGCUGCUGCUGGCACUGCUCUGGCCUCCCAGGUGGGAGAAGCAACACAGCUCCUGGCCAGCUUCUACUCCCCCCUGGCUGCAGUGUGGUUGUUGCUCCCAUCAUAGGAAUAAUAAAGAUGAUUUUUUUUUCCA
Molecule: messenger RNA, 7484 nt
Organism: Agelaius phoeniceus (red-winged blackbird)
Lineage: Eukaryota; Metazoa; Chordata; Aves; Passeriformes; Icteridae
Gene: ABCA3
Product: ATP binding cassette subfamily A member 3
Biological process (GO): transmembrane transport; lipid transport
Cellular component (GO): membrane; intracellular membrane-bounded organelle
Molecular function (GO): ATP hydrolysis activity; lipid carrier activity; ATP binding
Source: RefSeq, a predicted model, not a curated record